Saccostrea cuccullata (small rock oyster) is the source of this 1436-nucleotide messenger RNA. RefSeq names its product neuropilin and tolloid-like protein 1. The record is from RefSeq and is a predicted model, not a curated record. Gene Ontology annotation, molecular function: protein binding. The transcript is spliced from 5 exons. Bases 55 to 1032 code for a protein of 325 amino acids. NCBI's taxonomy places the organism in Eukaryota, Metazoa, Mollusca, Bivalvia, Ostreida, Ostreidae.
GCCCUAAAACUUGUAAACAAUAAAAAUGGCCGUCGAAUGAAUUACAAAUAAGAAAUGGAUUUUGUAUCGACUUUCGUGUUUAUUAGUGCCCUGUGUAUAUCAGUUUCCAAAGGCGCACUGCAAGCAGUAUAUUUACCGUCAACAUGCUCCUCGCCUUUGGCUUCAUCUUUCACAACAAGCAUGCGCGUCCAGUCCAGCACUGCUCUGACGUACAGUAACGACGUCAACUGCGUCAUCACCGUUACAGCGCCCUCUGGUCACAAAGUUCUGGCCAUUCCUAGGAGAUUUGAACUCGAAGAGCAACGAACUGGAACAUGUGUAGACUAUCUUAAUUUUUACGACGGCACUUCUACUAGUUCUACAAAGAUAAAUGCGCAGCCUUAUUGUGACAGGUCUGGACCGCAUAAUGUCAGCUCUUCCUCGACGUCAAUGACCUUGGAAUUCGUCACCGACAGUAGUGCCCGAUACCGGGGAUUCGAUAUCAUAUUUGCAGCCAUCAAAAAUGCGCCAUGUGCCACGGAUUAUUUUGGUUGUAGUAAUGGACUUUGUGUGGACAGAACGCUGCGUUGUGACAGCUUUAAUCAAUGUGGGGACGAAUCAGACGAAAAUGCAUGCACAGCGGAGGAACUUGGUAUCGUGGACGAUAACUCGGCUCUGAUUUAUGGACCGGCAUUUGGACUGGGAUUUUUUGUCAUACUUUGUAUCCUCAUUGGAGUUUUAGUUUACAGACACUAUAAAUGGAAACGUUUUCUCAGAGAGCCUGUACCUCAAGAGCAUUAUCAAAGCUCUUCAAGUAACUAUCCAGUCACCAAGAAAUAUUACAAGCGAGCCUACCAGAAUUAUGCAUACAAAAGCGUAGAUUCGCGACUCCCGUCACGCAUGUCCAAUGACUUUGAAACUGAUGACGACCUUGACGCAGGAUCAAGGCCUGUUUCGUCAUCUUCAUCAUCCAAACAGCAAAACCUCACAGUUCCUCGACCAAACCCCGGAAAACUGAACUUGAAAUCAAAAACGGGUGCUAGCAAUUGUUAGCUAAGACAACUAUGAAAUUAUCUUCUUUUUUUUUUGCAUUGAACAGAGCCUUUUCAAUUUAUCUUGCAACACCUUUUAUUUUUGUAUGAAUUUCUGAUACAUAUUGAAAUAUUUUUCUUUGUGUAAAAUUUAAGACGAAUUAGCAUUUUAGUCACAUUUUAAAAUAGUGCAAUAUAACUCGAGUUAUCGAACGUUGACUAUCACUUCAUUAUCCUAAUAAUUUUGCGAACUGUGUUCCUAUUUUUCUCGCCUUCCAUUUCACCCUUUCUUUCUCUCUCUUUUCCCUUCCCAUUUUCUUUUUCUUUUUUAUUUUUGCUUUCUAUUAACGACUGACAUUGCAAGAAGGUAUUUUAAGAAUAAAACUAUGUUUUUUCAACUUUUUUGUAAACUACUAAUCAUUUUCG